Messenger RNA from Cladophialophora bantiana CBS 173.52, 531 nucleotides. RefSeq lists its product as uncharacterized. The coding region runs from base 1 to 531 and encodes 176 amino acids. NCBI's taxonomy places the organism in Eukaryota, Fungi, Ascomycota, Eurotiomycetes, Chaetothyriales, Herpotrichiellaceae. The record is from RefSeq and is a predicted model, not a curated record. The transcript is spliced from 3 exons.
AUGCAGACAGAACCUUCGUUAGGAGGAGCAGAACUGACAAGACUGACCGCGAACAGAGAUAUGUAUAAGAUGAUGAUCAAGCAGCAGCCUAGAGAUGGUCAAGUCCUGACGGCUCAAAAACGUGCUAGCGCCAAAAAGCCACAGAACGAAAGACUCUCCCUCGAUCCUCCUGCAGUGGUCGAACUUGCGGUUCUUGAUGAUGACCCGAGCAGGUGCUGGCUCCACAGCCCGUACUUAUUCUGCACCGCCGAGCUGGUUAGACUUGACGACAAGUCAAACAGGUCUGACACGCUUUCUGGCACGUUGACGUCUUCGCUGCACGUGGUCAAGAUGAAUGACGGAAAAGCCCACGGCUUCUUCGUUUUCAGCGAUCUCGUCCCACUAUGCGCCGGCAUGUUCUUUCUUCGAUUCACGCUGUUUGAGAUGCGCAAGAGGUACGAGGGACAGACCCCGAAAUUUGUUGGCGCUGCUGACUCGGCAAAAGCCCAGAUGGGCUAUUCGCGGAAAUGCUCAACUCUGUCUCCAGCGUGA